AUGCUAAAUAUUCCAGGUCCUUCACGGACAUUUUCUGAAUUUCCAUCAUCCCCCGUUCUCGAAAAAACUACACGUAUGGCCAUACAAAGGGACAUCACAUCAACACGUAUGACCAUUCCAAGGGACAUCACAACACAUACGGCCGUACCAAGGGACAUCACAACACCACCUACGGCCAUAAAAAGGGACAUCACAAGAACACCUAUGGCCAUACCAAGAGACAUCACAGCAAAUCCUAGCACAGAAACAGAAUCAGAACGGUACCCUCAUCAUAAGCAUUCCAGUCCUUCAGCUGGAUUUCCAUCAGCUUUCGACCUAGAACUCCCGACCUUGGCAAUAUAUUCCUAA
Messenger RNA from Loa loa (African eye worm), 348 nucleotides. RefSeq lists its product as hypothetical. The transcript has a single exon. The record is from RefSeq and is a predicted model, not a curated record. Bases 1 to 348 code for a protein of 115 amino acids. NCBI's taxonomy places the organism in Eukaryota, Metazoa, Nematoda, Chromadorea, Rhabditida, Onchocercidae.